AUGGGUGCCAGUCAAUCCGCAAAUACUGGCGGAGGAGCCGCUGACGUCGAGACGAAGACCAGUUACUACGAACUUCUCGGGAUUGAAAAGCAAGCAACUGAAGACGAAAUCAAGAAAGCAUAUCGCAGAAAAGCACUCGAAUUACAUCCCGACAGAAACUAUGGAAAUGAAGAGUCUGCCACCAAAACUUUUGCCGAGAUUCAAUCCGUGUAUGAAAUCCUCUCAGAUCCCCAAGAGCGAAGUUGGUAUGAUAGCCAUGAGCAAUCGAUCUUGCGCGGCGACGAUGGCCGUCAAGACGACUCCGGAGCAUUCGCUGCUCCGUCCGGCGUGACAACUGCAGACGAUCUCACAAGACUUGUGAGAAAGUUCAAUCGUAAUGUGGAGUUUACCGAUUCACCUUCUGGAUUCUUCGGCUUCAUUCGUGAAACUUUCGAACAGCUUGCAAAGGAAGAAAUGGCCGCUGCAUGGGAGAAUGGAGAUGCAGUCGAGUAUCCUACAUUUGGCCACAAGGAUGACGAUUAUGGAGAUGUUGUCAAGAGCUUUUACGCUGCAUGGUCGAGCUUCUCCACUUCCAAGUCAUUCUCCUGGGAGGACAGAUACAGAACGUCAGAGGCACCGGAUCGAUUCGUUCGAAGGCGUAUGGAGCAGGAAAACCUACGAUUGAGAAAGGAUGCUAAGCAGGAAUUCAAUGAUGCCGUGCGAUCGCUCGUGGCGUUUGUUCGAAAGCGAGAUCCUCGCUAUGUACCCAACACUCAGACUGAAGAGGAGCGCCAGAAGACUCUCCGAGAAGCCACAGCGGCGCAGGCGGCGAGAGCAAGAGCUGCGAACGCCGCCAAGAUGAACGAUGAAGUACCCGAAUGGACGAAAAUCCGAGAUCCGGAAGAGUUGGAGGAGAGCGAAGAGGAAGAAGUUGAUGAAGAGGUCAUUGAGUGCGUCGCAUGUUCGAAAACUUUCAAGAGUGAAAAGUCGUGGCAAGCGCAUGAGAAGAGUAAGAAGCAUCAGAAAGCUGUCCGAUCUCUUCAGCACAGGAUGCGGAAAGAAAAUGCUCAUCUCGAUCUUCCCGGGAGUGAUGAAGAGAAUGGUGUCGUGGAUGAGGAGGAUUUCGAACUGAUUGACGACGUGGAUGGUGAGGAGCAAGAUCCAGAUCCAACUGCGAACGGCCAUUCUCAUCGUCAAGAUGAGGAGACGCAAGAUCAUGAUGAUAUCAACGAGCAUACCAAUGGCAGUGCUGCUCCGGAAGAAGUCGAAGCAGAAAACACGCCAGUACCCCAAAAUAAACCCACCAACUCUCCCGAAGACGCAGAAUCCGAAGACUCAGACUACGCCCCGAUCGAAUCAAUCCAAGCUCGCAUGCAGUCCGUAGCUCUAGAGAACUCCACCGAGCUUUCCGAAAGCGAACCCACUACCAAAGUCGAACCGAAAAUGGGAAAGGCAGCACAGAAGAGAGCGAAAAGAGCUGCGGCAGCUGCGGCGGCGGCAGAACCGGGUGAACAGUCUGCAGCUGAUGCAAGCGCGACGUGUGAAGUUUGUAAGGAAAGCUUUGCUUCUAGGACUAAGCUUUUUCAGCAUGUUAAGGAUAAGAAUCAUGCUGCGCUUAAAUCUGCUGUUGGGGGGAAGGGGAAGAAGGGGAAGGGGAAGCGGUAG
Ramularia collo-cygni is the source of this 1644-nucleotide messenger RNA. Its product is annotated as related to dnaJ-like proteins. Gene Ontology annotation, molecular function: zinc ion binding; nucleic acid binding. Lineage: Eukaryota; Fungi; Ascomycota; Dothideomycetes; Mycosphaerellales; Mycosphaerellaceae. The coding region runs from base 1 to 1644 and encodes 547 amino acids. The record is from RefSeq and is a predicted model, not a curated record. The transcript has a single exon. Gene Ontology annotation, cellular component: cytoplasm.